AUGUAUCGCGCCGGCAGCCCCGACAGUGCUGCUCGACCUUUGGCGAACGUCAACUAGUCAGUGUGCUCCAAUCGUCUGGGUAUCUCUCGUCGUGUUGCCCGGCGAUCGUGUUUCCGUUCGGUGCGCUGGUGCUCGCGCUCGCGCUCUCGUUUACGCGACGACGAAACACAGCGCGCCGCUGCCACCGCCCCAGCCAUCGUGCGACGUCGAACCGAGUGUUUCACGCUCCGAUCCAGGACCCUCCACAACAUCCAAGCUGACCAAGUUGUGACGAUCGUUUCAUUGCCCUAGUCAACAAGCCAACUACGAGCCCAAGUACGGCUCGGGCUACAACGAUGAGGAAUACACGCGUCAACAGGUGCGUGGGUCAUUGAAUCGGGCGAGCGGUGUAGUCGGGCUUGGCGCGGUCGGGGCAGGCGCGCGAAGGCUCGAACGACUGGCCGGACGGAGAGGGCAGGCACACGUACAAACCCACCACCAACGAUCGCGCCAACGAAUUCGGACUGGAGUCAUGUCACUGCUACCCGAACUCGUCAGACCAAUCACGGGAAGGUCACCUUGUGAUAAGAAGGCGUCCUUUGGUGCGAAUUGUUUGGUUCAAAGAGUCCCCUUAGGUUCCGUGCAACUGGCUGGGCUUUUGGAGCUCUCGGGCAUCGCUUCCAGGAUCCUCAGCGCGCGCGUCGCGUGUGGCGGGCGGCGCGAGGCCGCGACGAGACGGGGGCGCCUUCCGAGGUCUCGUCUUUCGAACUUGUCAAAAUAAUGCCUUGCUGAGUCGCUACAUACGCGUCUUUUUCUUUCCAGCCGCCAUCCAAGAAGAAAAAGUGGAUCAUUGUGGCGUUGAUCGUCGCAGUGAUCGUCAUUGCCGGUGCAGUCUUGGGAGGAGUUUUCGGAUCCCGUGCGUCAAAGAAUACCGAUGCCAAGAACAAUAGUGCACAAGCCAACGGCGACUCAACAACUGGUACAACCACAGGCGCGAACUCAGGCUCUUCAAAUAAAGGGCAGAGUACCUCUACGGCUGGUGGUGCGAUGGGUACAACGAACCCUAGAAAUGCACUUUUCCCCGAGGUCAGUGUUGGGCUCGAAGGGGCUAGCUAUCUUGUCGCUGCGUUGAUUACUGAAUCACAUCGAUCUCUCUCGUGUCUCAACAGGCUACUGAUUCUUAUGGUAACCCCGUGUACCCGUCCUCGACCGGUUCGGCUAUUAUCGCCCAGCCGACGACUUUGACCAACAACACCGCUCUCACUUGCGAAUCGGACCCAUACACCUUCUCCAACCCCUCUUCGAUGGCCGUCCGCAAGGAGCAUCCUUUGCUGAUCGCGCCCCAGUACAAAUGGGACUGCAUUUCCAAGAUGACUUCUCAAGACCCUUACCUGAGCUUCUGGCACACGACCAUUCUCGCCAACGCGUCGCUCUACGCUGCGAUGGACCCGACCGAAUACGUCAUCGAUGGAGGAUACGCUGGUGAGUGACCCUCAAAGGCUUGCUUGCGUCUCACGCAGAUGCUUACUAGCGCUGUUGCUCUCCUCGCGCCAGGAUCCGGUGUGCUUGAUGUCGCUCGUGAGGUCCAACUGCGCAUCAAGCACUGGGGCUACGCUUACCGCAUGACCAAGGACACCAAAUGGGUCGACCGCGCUUGGCAGGAACUGCAGGUCGCUGCCGGCAAUACCUCGCAACCCUUUGGUGUCACCGGUGAUAACUGGAACACCCAGCACUUCCUCGACGUCGGAGAAUUCACUACCGCCUUUGCCAUCGCUUACGAUUGGAUGUACGAUGCAUGGACCCCCGCCCAGCGCACCGCGAUCAUGUGGUCCAUUCUCACCCUCGGCCUGGACAAGGGUAUCGAAGUCUACGAGAACGCUGCUGGCUACGGCUGGUGGUCCAAGUCGUCGAUCGAGGGCAACUGGAACUGCGUUUGCAACAAUGGUCUCAUCAUGGGUGCUUUGGCCAUCGCGAACGAGGACCCGACCGGCACUGCUGCCAAGAUUCUCGGCCAUGCCGUCCCCAACUCGGCAUCGGUGUGCGCGUUCGCCCCUACGAGCGAUGGUGGUGUCUGGCAAGAGACUGCCAACUACGUAAGUGCAUCUCUUGUGUGGUCGGACCUGGCGAAUCGGACACGGGGCUGACAAUUUGACUGCCGCUUCUUCGGUUCAGUGGUACUUUGGUACGACAGGCCACGCCCAAUCCGCGGCUUCCCUCAUCUCCGCGACCGGCUCGGACCAAGGUCUUCUGACCAACAAUCCCGGUAUGGCCUUGUCGGGCAAGUACCACAUGUAUGUCACCGGUAUGGCGGGUCUCUUCAAUUACGGAGACUGCGGGCCGAGGAAGUUUGUUGCGACUGCCAACGGCAUGAUGCUCUACGGUGCCCAAUACAAGACGCCGGCCUACACCUUGUUCCAGCGUGAUCGAGCCGACGCCCCCGAGCCUAUGUCGAUGCUCUACUACGACCCUCGUGUCGCCGGCCAAUUCUGGGAAAAUCUCGCCCUCGACGCUUACUUUUCCAACUCGUCAACGGCCUUCGCUUCGAUGCGCUCGUCGUGGACUGACAACAACGGCACGUACAUCGCGAUGAAGGCUGGUGUCGUCACGGGUGGCCAGACGCAUCGUGAUCUCGACGGAGGUGACUUUGUCAUAGAUGCUCUCGGCCAACGAUGGGCGGGAGAGAACGGUAACGGUCAAUACUUGGCCAACGGCUAUGUACGUCAACAGAGGUCAGAGAAGGAUGUCUUUGUUUAAGGUCUAAUCAGCUGACUCGCCUUUUCACUUGCAGUUCUCGUCGGAGGCGCAAAACUCGCCUCGAUGGACGUACUACCAGAAGGGCUCGCAAGGACAGAACGUCAUCUUGAUCGACGAGGCCAACCAGUUCGUCAACGCCACGCCCUCCGUGACUUUCGGCACGACCAAGGAGGCACAGACCUCUCUCAACUACGCCGUCCCGAGCGGCUCGACGGCGUACAUGAAGAUCGACACCUCGACGUACUACGCGGGCACAACGUGAGUCUCCCAUGUUGUCAUGUGUUGACUCUUGAGUUUCGACUAAUAGACCCCUGCUCCCAAAAAUAGAUCGGCGCGCGCGAUCCGCUUCCUGAACAAGCGACAGCAGAUCUUGCUUCGUGACGAGAUCACCUCGACGGGCUCGAUCUUGUGGCGAAUGCACACCAACGCGACGGUCACGAUCUCUUCGAGCGGCACGACGGCGACGCUCGCUAUGGGUGGGCAAACGAUGAUCGCGACCCUACGCCAGCCUGCGAACGGCAAAUUCACAACUGUCGAGGCCGUUCGCUUGACUGGCCAGGAUUCUCCUUCAUUGACGUCGGGCAACACGGACACUCCGAACGGGCCGAUCCCAGGAGUGACGGUGUUGACGGUCGCUCUCGACGCUGGCACGUACGACAUUGAGGUGCUGUUCAAGUGAGUUAGGGGAAGCUCGAUCAAUGAGCAGGCGCAUCGAACCCCUGGAAACUGAGGUGUUUUCGCAUCUCACAGCCCUCAAUGGCCUAACUUGAAAGCGUCCGAUUACGUCAACCCUCCGAACGUCGCGAUCGAUUCGUGGUCGUUGACCUCGCACAACUGA
Microbotryum saponariae is the source of this 3571-nucleotide messenger RNA. Lineage: Eukaryota; Fungi; Basidiomycota; Microbotryomycetes; Microbotryales; Microbotryaceae. The record is from the annotation of a GenBank genome assembly.